AUGGUAGAGCAUGAUGGCUUGAUGCGAGUGUUCUGGCCGACAGACAUCCGCAGGUCUGAUCGCCCAGGCGUGGUUGUGGGCUGGCGGAAUUCCACCUUGGACGUUUUUGUCGUUGCCAUCUUGGAUGAUGUCGAUGCCCACGAAGUCGAAUUCCAACUCAAGCAGGGGACUUUCUUCAGGAGUGCGCCCCACUCGCCAGGUAGAAUCUAUGAACUAUGUGGCCAUUCAUCAAUGCACGUCCUUGGCGUAUCUAAUUCAACCAAUUCUGAGGGAGUCGACCCGUCUUGGGUUUGCGCAAUCAAUCACCCAUAUGCACGAACACCAACCAUAACGUGCGCCAAGGCGUCCAGUAUUCAACUUAUUCUCUACGAUAGACCACAACCCAGGCAUAUGCAGUACAUUUCUCUGGAACCAAUUGCUCUUGCCUUGGGUGAUAAAACAUCCAUGAUGGAUGAUGCCAAAGUCGAUGCUACCGAAGAUCUGGUCGAACAACAGGAACGAGCAGGAAAAGAAAUCAGGCGAAAACUGGUUGAGAAAUUGAAGCAACACACCAUCUCCAAUCGAGUUCCUUCAGCACGAGACAAAGCGCUGCGCAAAAUCAUCAACCAAGUAAACUGGUCGUGGGAGUUGGAACAGAUGUUACAAAAGAAUGCAUGGCGGUUGGGCCCACGACCAAAGCGAAGUCUCAGCGUAUCUGAGCAAGUCAUGGAGUCUGCUUCGACAAUGAGAAACUACGUUCUCAGGCAGCUUUGGGCAUUUUUUGCCGUGUAUUUGUUCCCCACCAUCCGAAAAACUUUUAUCCUAUUUCUACUCGGCCAUCGCAUAGCGGCUGAGAUGCUACUCAUUGUCUUAGAGUUCCGCAUCAAACCAGGAUAUGCCGCUUUGAAGGACAUAUCAGCAACCGCACAGCAGAUAGAAAUCCGCCUUCAGCAGUUUUGUUAUUGGCCAAUGCAGUACUCGACAUUACGACAAAGAAAGAUGAAUUGGGCGAGUGUCACUACCAGACACCCCGACUAUAUUCGGUUCUAUAACAGCCUCUGGCUUGUCGCCAACGACGUCAUUAUUGGCAUGGCGGUUGGCUCCUACGUCAUUGAGCACUCUGACUGGGUUGCUGGCCAGAUUGGAGAUCUUUUGAGAACAUACACUGUGGAGGCUCUGCAAAGAAGCAUCUCGUGGCUAAUGGGUUGGCCUGGUGGCUUGAAACUUAACACCGAGUUAGCAAUGUUUUUGGGCGACUUGUUUUUAUGGGUCAUUGACUACUGGUCAAGCUGCAUAGAGACACUGACUCCUGCACUGCCAAACAUUGUGUGGUUCAUCGGAUUUACUUCCUUUGCGGGCGCCAGCAUGCCGCUUGCGAUGUUUUCAGAUCUCCUCUCAGCGUUGACGAUUCACAUUUACUCGUUCUACCUUGCUUCGGCGCGCAUUUACCACUGGCAGUUGACGAUUCUCCAAUCCCUCUUCCACUUAUUUCGAGGUAAAAAGCACAAUGUGCUUCGAAACCGUAUUGAUUCAUGUGAUUAUGACCUUGACCAGCUGCUUGUCGGCACAAUUUUGUUCACGCUUCUAUUCUUUUUGCUGCCCACGGUGGUUGUAUUCUACCUUAACUUUGCUAUUGCCCGGAUGAUUAUAAUAUCCAUGAAGGCUGGAUUUGAUACCCUACUUUCUUGUUUGAACCAUUUCCCGCUAUUUGCAUUGAUGCUACGGAUAAAGGACGAGAGAAGGUUACCUGGGGGCAUUCGUUUCGAGCUUCGAGAUACCCGGGAUUAUAGAGCUACAAGCACUAAUACUACUAAUGAGACCCCUACAUCUAUCAUAUACCUCAAGGUUAGUGUUAGAAGAACCCAAACCCAAACCCAAAUCCACACCCACGCCCACGCCCAAGCCCAGAUCGACGGCAACGGCAACCCACAGAAUGCACAUCUUGCUUACAGUUUAAAUGCGCAGUCAAUACCUUUGGAUUUUGGAGCCAUGUUCCAUCAAUAUUCCCAAAUGGCCCAUCGCAUUCGCAAACACUACCUCUCGCCGCGUGUGUUGCUGUGUCUCUUGACAGGGCAAUUCGUCCCGCCUAUCAAUCGCAAAAACUUGUAUAGUUUACAGUACAGCAUGCUGCCGGCGAGACGAGCAACAGUUUGGGAGAUGUGGCGUGCAGUGAACAUGGAAAUUCCACAGAAGAAGCCGUUCCAACUGCCGAUAAUACCCCCGUUGCCCAAUGGUGGCAAGAGGAUGGCGGGCAAUGGACGCGCCAGAGCGCAUUAUUGA
Molecule: messenger RNA, 2259 nt
Organism: Pochonia chlamydosporia 170
Lineage: Eukaryota; Fungi; Ascomycota; Sordariomycetes; Hypocreales; Clavicipitaceae
Product: N-acetylglucosaminyl transferase component Gpi1
Exons: 4
Coding region: 1-2259 (752 amino acids)
Biological process (GO): GPI anchor biosynthetic process
Cellular component (GO): membrane; endoplasmic reticulum
Source: RefSeq, a predicted model, not a curated record